Messenger RNA from Ahaetulla prasina, 3725 nucleotides. RefSeq names its product urokinase plasminogen activator surface receptor-like. NCBI's taxonomy places the organism in Eukaryota, Metazoa, Chordata, Lepidosauria, Squamata, Colubridae. The record is from RefSeq and is a predicted model, not a curated record. Gene Ontology annotation, cellular component: plasma membrane. Bases 94 to 1428 code for a protein of 444 amino acids. The transcript has 7 exons.
CUUAGAAGCUGCCAAGGUUGGGAAACACGACGCUGAGGACUAGCCGCUUCUGCAAGCAAGGACGUUUCCAGCGUCCGUCUACCCCGAAAGCUGAUGAGACCGCGAAGCGAAGUUUUCAUCACUUCCCCGUUCUUCCUGCCUCCUUCAUUCCGCCGCUGCUGCGUCACUCGCCGAAACUUCUCUAAAAAAGAAGGACGUUUUUCUGCAAGUGAUGCCCGGGGUGGAGCCAGGCCAGCUGGAAGAAGGGGGUGGAUUUCAAACAUAAGCAGAGCGCGAGAAGGAAGGAACCGCAGAGUCCUCCCCCUCGGGCUGCAAGAAUUGCUCCAGGAUCCACUCGCUUUGCGGAUUACCAGCUGGCUCUUUACGCCGCCCUCGCCGCCGCCCCGGGUCCCGUUCAAGCAUCCUGAAUCCAUGAAUUGCUUCUGGACCGGCGUUUUGUUCUCCUUGAUGGUGACGGACGUUGCUGCCCUUCAGUGCUACUCCUGUAACGGGAACAGCGACUGCCGGGAUACGGAGACAUGUAAAGAACACCAGCAGAUGUGCAAAACCACCAUCAUGACCAUAAUAAGCCGACCCAAGAUCUCCACCUACUUCCUCAAGGGCUGUGAUGUCAGUGGAAAGCCUAAUAAUUCCAUCUCACACCUUCUGGGCCAUCGGGUGGUGUUUUUGGCAGAAGAACAUUGUGAAACCGAUCUGUGCAACAGUGAUGUACCCAAGGAAGUACCCAGAGUGAGGGAUAUGAUCCGUGUCCGAGGCCAUAAUGAAAACCUCCUGAAUUGCUACUCUUGUACAGCUGCUGAUAACACCUGUAACAACCCCAGUCUCACACAGAUGCGUUGCUUCUGGCCCCAGGACAAGUGCAUAGAUAUCACCUCCUUGACAGAUCCAGGAGAAUUACCCAAGGAUCAAGAACGUAUCAAAGGCUGUGGCCAGCUUUCCUACUGCCAGGAUGCUCUGGGCUUCCAAAACCACAAGAGCUUCUACAUGGUCAAGUGUUGUAACUCCAGCUUGUGUAACAAUGAUGUGCAAGAUUACAAGCGGGCUCCCUUGCCCUUGAACGGGGUUACGUGCCACAGCUGCGAAGGAAACACCACUCACGGUUGUGCCCCGGAUAACAUCACAACGGUCCAAUGCCGAGGCCCUAUGGCUAAGUGCCUAGAAGCCUCAGGAAUCCACGGCAUCUCUGGCAACUAUUCCGUGGUCAAAGGUUGUGCAUCCCCUUCGUGGUGCGACGGUCCCUACACCUCCAUCUACAAAAACCUGGGCAGCGUAGAAACCCACUGCUGCACUGGGGAUCUGUGCAACCGCCUGAUCGUCGAUGGACAGCUAAAGCCAUCUCCAAGGAGCCAAGCCAACCACCUCACUUUGGCCCAUCACACUAUUAUGUCAUCGGGUCUCCUGCUUUUAAUCGUUUUUCUCCUUUCUUGAAGACGGGAUGCUUACUCCAGAUCUGGACCAAGUAGAACUUAGAACUAGGACCUUUUCUAUUCUCCCCAAUAUUUAAUGCAGCUGGGAAUAAGCAGGGAAUUCCUGCCGAGAGCCCCUCCUUAUGCAGGAUGUACACCUCACCCCCUUAAAGAGACCACCAUAUGUACAAAACCAGGGGUGAAGAAGAGACCGUUUUCGGGGACCAGAGUAUGUGUUGCAAGCGCUCAUGAGCCUCUGAAACUUCUCCCUCCCUUUUUCAAAACGGCCAUUUAGCCAAGCUAUCCGUGCUUCCUUGAGAAUAGUUAUUUUUCUUGCGCAGGUAGUCCUCCACUUACGACCGCAACUGAGGCCAACGUUUGGUGCGAAGCGAGACACUUGUUCAGUGAGUUUUGCCCCGUUUUACGACUUUUCUUGCCACAGUUGUGAAGUCGAUCGCCACAGUUCUUAAGUUAGCAACACGGUGGUUAAGUCCAUCUGGCUUCCCCAGUGAUUUUGUUUGCCAGAAGUUUGCCAAGUGGGGAUCACAUGACUCCCCCCGGGUUGCCAAGUGUUCUGAAUUGGAUCAUAUGACCACAGGGAUGCUACAACAGUUGCAAAUAUGAAAAAAUACCAAUAGCAACGGCACUUAGACUUAUAUACCGCUUCACAGUGCUUUUACAGCCCCCUCUAAGCGGUUUACAGAGUCAGCAUAGUUGCCCCCAAUAAUUUUGGGUCCUCAUUUUACCCAUCUUGGAAGGAUAAAUGAUCGUAAAUCACUUUUUUCAAUACCGUUGUAACUUCAAACAGUCACUAAAUGAACUGUUUUAAGUCGAGGACUACCUGCAAGAUGACCAGCAGCCAGAUCAGUAUGGAUAGCUUGGUGAAAAUUAAGUUACGUGUUGUAAAAGAAGGGCUAGAGGCUAGGAAGGCUCGUGCUUCGUGAUAUCUUGGGUUUCUGCUCAACAGGGUAGAAUAGAAUAACAGAGUUGGAAGGGACCUUGGAGGUCUUCUAGUCCAACCCCCUGCUUAGGCAGGAAACCCUACACCACUUCAGACAAAUGGUUAUCCAAUCUCUUCUUAAAAACUUCCAGUGUUGGAUCAAUGAAUGUAAGUCACGACUGCUGAAUUAUAGCAAAGGUGCUGGACACGCCUCUUGUGGGAAAAAUCCUUAUUUUUCAUAGCCGGCUGAAUAGGACAGCAUGAAAUUUCUCAUUCCUUUUAUUUAUACCUCCUCGAUGCUGUGAAGGACUCUUUUUAGCUGUUUCAACUCGUGAAGGUUGAUCCUUGUGGUCUUUUAAAAUCUGGGCGAGGCACUCAAGAGCCGUCCUUGCCUUACCUGCAAAGUUUGACUCAUCAUUGACACGAGGAGCUUAAACAAGGAGCAGCUAUUUUCCUCUUUUAGAAGUUUGUUAGCAGCGUGGAAUGGUUUCUUCCUGUUAUUUUAUUAUUUUAUAUAUCUAUUUAUGGUAAUAAAAUAUUUUUGUAACGUUCUUGUGGGCUUACUGUAUUUUAAUCCAAUUAACACUACAGACUGGUGUUCCUUCUAGAUGGAAGAUAGGAAAGAGAUUUAGAUGCCAAAGAGAAUAUAAAGGAGAAUAUUUGUAAAUUAGGGUUGAAAUGAAGUCCUUGCUGCACUCUGAGCUUGGUUGUUUUCAUACAGACAUUUUAUGACCCAACUAUAUAACAUCAUCAGUGCCAGAUGGGGGAAGAGGAGGUGUGGACUUCAACUCCCAGAAUGCUCAGAAUGGCUGGGGAAUUCUGGGAGUUGAAGUCCAUACAGCUUAUCUACGGGACCGUCUACUGCCGGCCUCUAUCUCCCAGCGUCCGGUUCCCACAGAGAGGGACUCCUCAGGGUGCCGUCAGCCAAACAGUGUCGACUGGCGGCCCCCAGGGGGAGGGCCUUCUCUCUGGGGGCUCCGACCCUGUGGAACGAACUUCCCCCCCGGGCUUCGAGAAGUACCUGACCUUAGGACCUUUCGCCGCGAACUUAAAACCUAUUUAUUUCGGAUGGCUGGACUAGCUUGAUUUUUAUCUGUAAUUUUAAUUGAAUGUGAUGGGUUUUUAAAUUUUUGUAAUUUUAUGGGGGUGUUUAUUAUUUUAAUUUUUGGGCUAAUUUAAAUCAGUUUUUUAAGGGUUGUUUUAAUUAUUGUGUAUGUCUGUAUUUUAUCUGCCUGUUCACCGCCCUGAGUCCUUCGGGAGAAGGGCGGUAUACAAAUUAAAAUAUUAUUAUUAUUAUUAUAUUGUUAUUAAAGUCACUGAAGUUGAGAAAAACGGAGGUAAGCAAAACUCUUAAAAUUAGCCCAUCUCAUUGGAGGUGG